Messenger RNA from Osmia bicornis bicornis, 7097 nucleotides. It is a transcript of the gene Mad, whose product is annotated as protein mothers against dpp. Gene Ontology annotation, cellular component: heteromeric SMAD protein complex; integrator complex. Gene Ontology annotation, biological process: cell differentiation; snRNA 3'-end processing; SMAD protein signal transduction. The record is from RefSeq and is a predicted model, not a curated record. NCBI's taxonomy places the organism in Eukaryota, Metazoa, Arthropoda, Insecta, Hymenoptera, Megachilidae. Gene Ontology annotation, molecular function: I-SMAD binding; RNA polymerase II cis-regulatory region sequence-specific DNA binding; DNA-binding transcription factor activity, RNA polymerase II-specific. The transcript has 10 exons. Bases 294 to 4001 code for a protein of 1235 amino acids.
UAUGAAUUAAAUAAAAGUACAUAAAAGCUAAUAUGAAUAUUUAUUUAGAAUAAAGUUAUUGAAUUUUUGAAAAGAUUGCAUCUUCGGUAAAGUCAAAUUCUACACUUUUCUCCUAUAAAAAGACCUGCCGUUAGUUGGAUGCAAUAACUGAGGUGGCGCUUAAAUCAAUUUCUGUUCGGCCUAAUUUUUGAUGAAACGUUGACUGUUUUACCAACGCGGAAUUCGGAGUUCGGCCUCGACGUUUGCAUCACUGUAACGUUGAAUGAUUGAAUGUUUUAGUCAAAAACGAUGCAAUGAUGGAUGUAGAUUUGUUAAGACCAGGCACAGUGCCAAUAUCACCUGAUACAAUUCUUUGGUUUGAAUUUUUAUUAAAUCCAUCUCUGUUACAACAACAUUUAUCUAAAUCUUCACCCGAUCCUUCAGCUACAGAUUUGAUAAUCAAAUUUAUGACAAUCAAUUCAGAACAGAAGGAAAAUGAAGUGAAAAUUGUUGAUACAGAAACAAAUGACACAAAACCUAAUGCUACAAAUAAGUUAACUCAUAGAAAUCUCGCUUUGAAGAUUCUUUCUUUGAAAGUAGCAGCAUAUUUAAAAUGGGAUUUAGAUAUAUUAGAAAAAAAGUUGCCAUUACCAAUACAAUUGACAUUGCUACAAGAUCUCUUCUAUGUGACAUCAGAUUUAUCUGUUGAAAUCCCUGUAGUACCUGAAUUUACGAUACAUUCAAUUUCUGACCAAGCUUUAUUUACAAUUGUUCUUUAUCAUAGAUGGCACAUAAGAGCAAUUAUUUAUAGAGCUUUAAAUAACAAACAAUCUAAGCAACAGUUUCUUCAUAUUCCAGGUAUUCAGGAAUCAACUUAUGUCCCUCCUGGAGUAAUAGAUGAUAUAAUUAGAAAAUUAGAAGCUCAAGUAUCUAACAGUAUAAAUUUUUUAAAUAAUAUUCUUGAAACUAAUGACAUAAAACCAAAAAUGUUGUCCUUUGAUACUUUUCAAAUGUUAACAGAAGAUAGCACUGAAAUUAAACAAAAUUGGGAAAACAUGUAUUCUAUAAGCCUAGAUGAAUUUAAAUGUCAGAUACAUUAUGAUCUAGCAAGAUUUCAUUUAUUAAAAGAGGAAUAUCAAGAAGCAAAACGACAUACUAUACAAGCAAAGGAAUUAUUUUAUAAACUUGAUAAUUUAGAAAAGCGAUUAUAUUGUAGAAUUAAGAAGGAAUGUUUAGAUGGCUGCUGCUUAGCAUGCGAAGUAUCUGUAGAAGGAGUUACUUCUAGUCUUACUCAACAAUUACAAACUUCGAUCAAAGAUCAAUACACUAAUAUAUUACAAAUUUUACAAGCGGAUAAUAUUGCUAGAGAAAUUCCACAAGUUUAUAGAGAUAAUUUAGAACUUGAUGUACAGGGAGGAUCUGUUAAUAGGAAGAUUGUAGUAGCUCGCGAUCUUUUGCUUCAAAUUCAGUGUUUAAAUUUGGUUCGAAAAAUUUUGGAUGGUAAUGUUAUUCUUGGUGAUUAUGUAACAGAAAUACAAGCAGCUGGAAAUAAAGGGGUUGAUGUGUUCUUUUGGGCACUUGGACAUGUUUUGGAAAAAGCAACUGCUACGGAUAAAAAACGUAUUUCCCGGUAUCUUCUUUACCUUGUAGAUAUGAGUAAUACUGAGGGAAUUGCUUCCAAAAUACUUGGUGAUCCUUCAUAUAUAGCACUGUUUGAUGAAAAAGAAUUGGAAGAAAUUAGAAAAUCAGCUACUGACGAAGAACUUGAAUUACCGGAGUUAUUGUUAAAAAAUGACUGGGGUAUAUCAUUAGCGACGUAUACCCAAAGCCCAAAGAUCGAAAUAUUUGAAUUAGAACAAAAGUUAAUACAUUCAUAUAACACUACUGAAAUUCACGAAAUAUUGGUACAUUUAGAUGGAAAACAUCGAAUGAAACCUUUAUGGCAUGUAAAUAGUUGUUGGGAAUUACCUAUUCCAUUACAAAGCGUUGUAAUGUCACUUCCUAGAGGUUUCCUUCAAGAUUAUUCAUAUGUGUUGUUAGCAAAAAGUAGAGAGUUGGUAAUGUCUAAAGAUUUUGAAGGGGCAAUUGAAAUUUUAAAUGUAUUAGAGAAAGAAGCACAGCAACAUACACAAAGUGGUAACACAUUAAUAUUUAAGUUAUGUAAAUUGGUGAAUUGGGAGUGCCUUCUUGUUGAAAUAUGGAGAUGUCUUCAUGCAUGGCCAGCAACAAAUAUAUGCGAUACGCAAAGUUUAGUUACAAGGUGUAAGCAAUGCCUUGGAGCAUUACAAGCAACCGAUCAAGUUAUUCCACGUCAAGAAAUUAUUGAGUAUUGUACUGUUUUUCUUUUAAAUAUGGCUGAGUGGGACUAUCUUACAAGUUUAGAAAAGCGUUGGAGUUACUCGGAAUUUGCUGCAGCUAUCAGUAGUGUUUGUCAAGACAUUGUAAAGUACAAGGGAAAUAGGAAAUUUCCAAGAGAAGCUUGGGAUAUGGUUUUAGCUGCGUUUGGACCGAGUAGAGAUCAACCACAAAAACGAAGUAACAGUGGUAAUAGCGGUACUAGUACCGGUAGUGCUUCAAGAGAUGUUAUCGCUAGCAUAAGUGGUACCCUUAAUAGAUUACGCGAACCUAUGGGAUCCUCAAGUUCUGGACCUAUGUCUUCAUUGAAUAGCUUAUUUUCAUUCACUAGUCCUGCUGUUAAGAAGUUACUUGGAUGGAAACAGGGUGAUGAAGAGGAAAAGUGGGCAGAGAAGGCAGUUGAUUCUUUAGUAAAAAAAUUAAAAAAGCGAAAAGGUGCAAUAGAAGAACUAGAACGUGCUUUAAGCUGCCCAGGUACACCUAGUAAAUGUGUAACAAUUCCAAGAAGCUUAGAUGGAAGAUUGCAAGUUUCACACCGUAAAGGUUUACCACAUGUAAUUUAUUGUCGAGUAUGGAGAUGGCCGGAUUUGCAAUCGCACCAUGAACUUAAACCAUUGGAAUUAUGUCAAUACCCUUUUUCUGCAAAACAGAAAGAAGUUUGCAUUAAUCCUUAUCAUUAUAAAAGAGUGGAGAGUCCAGUAUUACCACCGGUACUGGUACCUAGACAUUCAGAAUAUGCUCCUGGACAUUCAUUAUUGCCAUUUCAACAAAUAGCAGAACCAACAAUGCCACAUAAUGUAUCCUACUCUUCCAGUGGAUUUAAUGCUGGAUCUACUGGUGGUGUAAAUCCAACUUCACCUAUGUCUUCUGUUGGAUCUGUUCCCAGUCCAGGAAGUACAACAUCGCCAAAUCCACAAAGUCCGUAUGGUACUAAUGGAUUGCCAGAAACACCACCUCCAGCAUAUUCUCCACCAGAAGAUGGUUCACAGCCUGGACAAUCACCACCACCAGAUCCAGUGGCAAUGGAUACAAGUGGAUCAGCUGAAGUAGCACCUGUGUGCUACCAAGAACCACCUUAUUGGGCCUCUAUUGCAUAUUAUGAAUUAAACUGUAGAGUGGGUGAAGUAUUUCACUGUCAUUCUCAUUCUGUUAUUGUGGAUGGUUUUACAAAUCCAAGUAACAACUCUGAUCGUUUUUGUCUUGGACAAUUGUCUAAUGUAAAUCGAAACUCAACUAUUGAAAAUACAAGAAGACACAUAGGAAAAGGAGUACACCUUUAUUAUGUAGGCGGUGAAGUUUAUGCAGAAUGUUUGUCUGAUUCUGCUAUAUUUGUGCAAUCUAGAAAUUGUAAUCAUCAUCAUGGAUUUCAUCCUAGUACAGUUUGUAAGAUUCCACCAGGAUGUUCACUGAAAAUAUUUAAUAAUCAAGAGUUUGCUCAGCUGCUCUCACAAAGUGUUAAUCAUGGUUUUGAAGCAGUAUACGAGUUAACAAAAAUGUGUACUAUAAGAAUGUCAUUUGUUAAAGGCUGGGGUGCCGAGUAUCAUCGACAAGAUGUUACAUCAACACCUUGUUGGAUUGAAGCACACUUACAUGGACCCUUACAGUGGCUGGAUAAAGUGUUGACACAAAUGGGUUCUCCCCACAAUGCUAUAAGUUCUGUAUCAUAAUUUGUGCUUCAUGUUUAAUAGGAAGAAGAUAAAAUAGUGAUAUGUAGGUAAAAACCAGAUUCAAGAGCAGUUUUUAAUAUUAAAUAGUGCGAUAGUAAUAUAGACAUUGAAAGAGAUUUAAAAAAAAAAAUAGAAGAAAUGGUAAGUGAAAAAAAAAUGCUGUCCCAAUAUGAGACCUAUUUCGUAUAAGCAUAAUGAAGAAAGUUGAUAAUAUAAUUUGUAUGAAAGUAACGGAUUGCAAAAGUCAAUAAGUAUUGAAUGUGAUCCUUAAUAAGAAAAAAUUUUCAGAGAUCAUAAUGUGCGCAUAAAAGCUGUACAAUUUUUUGGCUGUUACAUAGGAAAGGAAUUCUAGUAAAAAUAUAACGUCUUACAUAUAUAAGAAAAAUCAUAUUUUUCAAAUAUAUUCAACUACAUUUAAUACAUUAUUUUAUAUGGAAAAUUGUUAUGAAAAUGUUUCCUAAUGCUAUAUCAUGAAUGGCUUCGUUAGUUUGUUUUUUAAGAUGUAUACGGAAAUUACAAAUUGAAAAACAAAUCAGCUAAACUGAAACGACAACAAUUAGAAGCUAAUAGAAAUCAAUGAUUUAAAUUUCAAUCAAAUAACAUUAUGACAUUCACGGUUUUAAAAAUAAUAUGCAUGCUUUUGAAGCAUCUGAUUUAUGCCUAAACAAGCCUUAGAUUAUUGAAAUUUACUACUAUAAUAAUGAAGACUAUAAUAUAAAUGUAAUUAAUUUCGAUUUUACUAAUGAAAAUGCAAUUAAUAUUUCAAUAUAGACAUCAGAUGCUGAUCUCACGUUAACAUUUGAAAGUUAACUGCAUCCGAUGACAUAUUGAAAUAUUAAAUAUAUUCGAUAAUGCGUAUGAAAAAUAAAAAAUAUUUUUUGUGCAACGUUCCCUAACAUUCGUGUAAUGUAAGCCUUUGGAUGUAGCCUUAUAAGAAACUAAUGUGACAACUAACAUAGAGUCAUAUUUGCAGCUUGUCAAAUUUGAAAGUAAUAUAAGAAUUAUACAUUAACUUUGCACUUUUCAGAAGUAUUUGUAAAUUUUAAACUUUAAACAGAAGUUAAUGUACAUAUGAAAAAGAAAGUAUAUCAAUUACGUGCAUGGUAUUGUGUGCAAUUUAAACGAUUGGUAUUACAUUUUGUAAAAAAUCGAAAAGCUUUUAUUAGUUGAAUUCUGAAAAGUGCCAAAAUCGUAUGUAUGUGAUGCUUUAUCUUUCUCAAAUUAAACUAGUUAUUUCUGUAAAUAAACAGACAAUAUAAGCCUUGACGAUAAAAAAAACGAUGAAUUUUGCAUAAAAAAUAUUCGGUUAUAAAAAACAUGUUACUGUAAACUUUAGAAUAAUAAAUAUACGUGUUCUGUGAGAGUACCAUUACAAUAUUGAACGUACCGAAUCAUCUAUCGCAUACAUGCGGUAAUGAGCUAGAAAGGUCAUAUGAAUAUUUAGUUGAGAUUAAAUAAAAAUUAAAAAACGUGGGGAAAUGUCAUAAGCGUCAACAAAUCAUUAUAAAUAAUGCUAUUGUCCGUGUCUUUUUAUGUAAUUUAUAACCGAAGAACAGUUUACCUACACUGACUACUUUCUUAAUUUUGCUUAAUUAAGAUACACAGGUAUUACUGAGAAAAAGCACAAAUUUUUGACCUCAAUGUUGUAAUCGGAAAUACCUGUGAUGUGAUUUGUAUUCGAAUGAUCUUCUGGCUUGAUGAUAACUUCAUAGUUAUUUUACAAAUUAAUUUUUUUUUAUGUAUAUUCUACGUAUGUAUAUUUCAAUUACAAGUAUGAAGACGGUAUACGGAUCAUAAUAACGUUAUCUAAGAGUACUUGAGAACUGUGGAACAGAAGUCACUGCCGCUUGCUCUUACUUAUUUGUCGAUGUACCUAGCUGUGAUUCUUUGCUACCAAAUUUAGCAAAUUAUGUGUGGGUGAUCAGCGAUGCUCUAUAUUUGCACUAUUGAAUCAAUGAAGAUGAGUAUUUGAAUUGAUUAAAAAAAUGCCAAUCGUACAAGGAAAUGUGACAAUAAACCUCCGUUCUAAACAAGAGAAAGGACUUUUUACAACGAGGAAUAAAGAUAUUCACUCAUUAGAACGUUAUCUUAUCGUACCAUUUACCGUUUUGUUCAUGAUCACCUGUUAAAUCUGUUUAGUUAAGAAAGAAAAAAGACAAUACUUCUUUUUAUUGAAACAAUGCUGUAAUUGGUAUUGAUAAAGUUUUAAAAUAUGUAUAUCAAUUAAAACAGAUGUGAAUUAAUGUUUUAGGUAUAUCGAGCUUGUCGCACACGUAACGAGCACAAUGCUUUAUUGCAAUAUGUAUGUAUGAAUAGUUACAUAUAUGUAAUACCUAUGUUUAGAGCUUUUACUCUUUGUUGAUAUUUUUCUUGAUUUCUUUGUUAAUCGAUGCACAGUGUAUCACAAUUCUCAUUUCCAAAUCACCCGAUAUUGCUUCUUAAUCUUUUUCAUUAUUUUGCAGAACUUGUACCUAUGAACGAAGGCCUAGUUAAUCAUUGAAGUAACAAACUAUACUGCUACGAGUUAACGUAUUUGAGUACGGUUUGGUGCUAUUUAGGCUUCUGUUAGUUAAAAGGAAGUGGAAAGAAGAAGUGUCCCAAUACCUGCCCUGUUUGUCUAUGUUUUCCACGUGCAAGGAUAAGAGAUUCUCAGUUAGGCUCUCCCAGAGUUCUCUUAAGAUUAAAGGCCACUUGUGGAUGUCUCCUCCUAUAAUUACUCUUAACCAAGAGAAGCCUACGUUGCACUUGAGUGUACAUGCCGCCCAAGUUGUGCCUUGGAUGCCUUUUAUAUUAUAUGUUCAUAAUAAUUAUGAAAGUAUGAGAAGAAGUUUUUACUAUAAUAUACGAUGGAACGAAUGGAUGGAUCGUUUGCUAAAUAGUCUUACCAGCAAACUGUGUAAAAUCAAGUUUUUGCCUGCAAUGAUGAAUUUGAAUUAUAAAGAUAUAUUUAAUGAUAUAAUAAUUUUGCAGAGGGGUAUGUAUAUGAAUGUAUAUAAAUGAACUAUCAUGAUUGGUGAUUUGGAAAGAGAUUCGUGAUUAAUUCUAGAUGUCAGUCAGUGUAAAUAAAUUCUUUUAGUUGUAAAAAAAAAAAAAAAA